AUGGAUGGGAACGCCGACAAUGCUGUACGCCUUGCCAAGGCAUGCAGUGUCUGCAGACGAAAGAAGGUCAAAUGUGAUGGCACUAGACCGGCCUGUACCCCCUGCAGGACAUUUGAACUGCCCUGCAAGUACGAAGACGCCGUGCGACACAAGAAAAAGCCCAACCGCGAUGAAUAUCUGCAUGAAAUGGAAGAGCGUAUUCGCUCAUUGCAAGAAGAAUUAAAUGAAGCCCGUGCCUCGAAGAGGCGCCGAGUGCAGAGUGACUCAGAUGCAGACCCCGAGCAUGGUCAGCAUUCGGAUGAAUCUGAUUCGGAGAUACCGUCUCCAAGAGAUGAUACUAGUCAAGUAACUCACGAAGUCGAGACCAAUGGAGGUGAUCGUGACGAAGGGUCAUAUACCCUCAAAACCCCGAAAGGCGCAAUGCGUUUCUUUGGCGCAUCCUCUCAUUUCUCCAUUGCUUCUCCUGAGGGUGCAGGCUGGCUUGAGAACACAAAGGGUAACAAUAUGUGGCGCCAUGCCGUCCAGAGAAACGGAAGCCGAUGGAGGCUUGCCGACUGGUUUCCCAAAGCCCUCCAAGAUGACUAUCAAAGCAGGUGCUCACUGCCACUUCCCUCCAAAGCGGAGACAUUAGCGCUGGUUGACGAGUAUUUCGAGAGCUUCAACAAGGCUGUGCCGCUAUUCGGACCGGAAAGCUUUAUGGUCCAAGUCAAUAGGCACUUCUCGUGGAAUCCUAACGAGGGAUCCUCAUGGUGGGCUGCGUUAAAUGUUGUCCUCGCUUUUGCAUACAAACAAAGAGCCGAGAGUUCAGGGGGCAGCAGCGAUGACUGGCAAAAGUCCCUUGGCCACGUCAGGAAUGCCAUGAAUGUGGUUACGGAGCUUUUCAUGCGGACUUGUGAUCUUCUCGCGGUUCAAGGGCUACUCGGCCUAGCACUCUACUUCCAAGGGACACCGAACCCCCAACCUUUGUUCAUGUUUGCUGCUUCUGCUGUGCGCCUGUCGCAUUCUAUUGGGUUACACAAAUCCAACUCCCUUGGUCUUCCAGAGCCCCAGGUAGAAGAACGAAAAAGGGUCUUCUGGAUAGCGUUUAUUCUAGACGCCGAUGUUUGUCAGCGGACUGGUCGUCCUGGAUCUCAGGAUACCCGCGACUUCAGCACUAUGCUCCCCUCGGAAGACCCACAUGAUGGGUUAGGUAUGAUGGAGAUCAGGGGGACGAAGAUCAACUUCUUCUCGGCCCUCGCUCGACUCGCUAUUAUUCAACGCAAAGCUUGCGACACAUUGUACAGCACCGAGGGCUUCAAAAAGACGCGUGAGGAGCUGAUGAAGGAUGUGAGAGAGUGCUUUGAAGAGAUCGAGGCUUGGAAACAAAGUCUUCCAAUGAUAGUUCGGCCACAACGAAACUUUGCCGGCUGCCACCAUCCAUUUCUACCGCAUAUCUUACGGCUUCAUUUUGCCUAUCAUUGUUGCUACCUCAAUAUUCACCGAGUCUUUUUGAUUCCACGAAGAUGGUCUAAUACGCCAAAUGAAAGACCAAGCGCUCCUGGGUUACCGAUUGAUCGCGAAAACUCAGUAGAACAAUCACUGGAGGCAGCACGAGCUGCGAUUGAUCUAAUUGGUCAUGUACAAAGUGGCUUUGGUCAAUCCUUUGAAUGGGGCAUCGUUUAUUUCCCUGCUGCAGCUCUAGUCGCAUUGUUCUCUCAGAUAAUAGCCAACCCGUCUCGCCCCGAUGCCAAAACUGAUAUCUCAAGAAUCAAUGGAGUCGUCGCAUUUUUGGCAAGGGUGGCAUCGCAAGAACAAGACACGUAUAUGGAUUAUGUCCUGGCCAUGUGUACUGAUUGGGAAAACUCGGCGAGAAGAGCGAUUCAUCGUGCCAGAAAUCCCCCAACCGAGCGCAGGGGGACAAGCCAGCCACCGCAAACUCAGGGGCAAAGAUGGUCGCAGAAUCCCAAUCUGCCCCAGCGGCCCUUUACACCGGGCUUCAAUCUUUCCGAGCAGGCUCGGAUGGAUGGCAACUUUGCUCAGCCAAAUCAUCUACAUCCGGACCAGGCUUUGUAUACCACAGGGCCAUUGUCCAUGGCUACUCCGAUUGCUUGGAAUUGGCAAGAUAUGCUGGCAGGUGCGCCUCCUUCUUACGAUUUUAGCUUAUUUGAUCUGACUGGAAAUUCCGGGGAAUUGUGA
Penicillium nucicola is the source of this 2175-nucleotide messenger RNA. RefSeq lists its product as uncharacterized. Gene Ontology annotation, biological process: regulation of DNA-templated transcription; DNA-templated transcription. The record is from RefSeq and is a predicted model, not a curated record. Gene Ontology annotation, molecular function: DNA binding; zinc ion binding; DNA-binding transcription factor activity, RNA polymerase II-specific. The transcript has 5 exons. Bases 1 to 2175 code for a protein of 724 amino acids. NCBI's taxonomy places the organism in Eukaryota, Fungi, Ascomycota, Eurotiomycetes, Eurotiales, Aspergillaceae.